Messenger RNA from Fusarium tjaetaba, 3240 nucleotides. Its product is annotated as nuclear export factor CRM1. Gene Ontology annotation, biological process: protein export from nucleus; ribosomal small subunit export from nucleus; ribosomal large subunit export from nucleus. The transcript is spliced from 9 exons. Gene Ontology annotation, molecular function: nuclear export signal receptor activity; small GTPase binding. Gene Ontology annotation, cellular component: cytoplasm; nucleus. NCBI's taxonomy places the organism in Eukaryota, Fungi, Ascomycota, Sordariomycetes, Hypocreales, Nectriaceae. The record is from RefSeq and is a predicted model, not a curated record. The coding region runs from base 1 to 3240 and encodes 1079 amino acids.
AUGGCCGCCUCCAUUGAAGAGCUGGACGUCCUCGUCCGCUCCUUCUACGAGGGGCGCGGUGAGCAGCAAAAAGCCGCCCAAGCUGCUCUCAACCAGUUCAAAGAAGACCCCGAUGCGUGGCUCAUGGUCGACAAGAUCCUCUCGGAUGCGCAGUACCCUCAAACCAAAUACUUGGGUCUGCAGGUUCUCGACAAUGUGAUCUUGACAAGAUGGAAGGUCCUCCCUCGGGAGCAGUGCCAAGGAAUCCGAAACUUCAUCGUCCAGUUCAUUAUCCAGUGCUCGAGCACCGAAGAGUCGCUGCGCCAGCAAAAGACCCUGCUCAACAAGCUUAACCUCGUCCUCGUUUCCGUACUCAAGCAGGAGUGGCCUCACAACUGGCCUACCUUUAUCAACGAAAUCAUCUCGUCCUGCCACUCCAAUCUAUCCAUCUGCGAGAACAACAUGAUCAUCCUUCGCUUGCUCUCGGAGGAAGUUUUCGACUACUCAGCCGAGCAGAUGACAUCGACCAAGACACGCAACCUCAAGCAGACCAUGUGCGCCGAGUUCUCGCAAAUCUUCAACCUCUGCCAGGAGGUCCUCAACACGGCCACACAGCCUAGUCUGAUCAAGGCGACCCUCGAGACGCUUCUGCGAUUCUGCAACUGGAUCCCCUUGGGAUACAUCUUCGAGACACCGCUUAUCGAGACACUUCGAACCCGUUUCCUCUCGACCCCCGAGUUCCGCAACGUCACCAUGCAGUGCCUUACUGAGAUUGGUGGUCUUCAGACUGGCGGCCCCGGCCAGCCCAACUCUUACGACGAGCAGCUUGUGAAGAUGUUCACCGAGACCUUGACUACCAUUGCUAACAUCAUUCCCGUUUCUCUUGAUCUCAAGAGCACAUAUCCAAGCAGCAACUCGAGGGAUCAGGAGUUCAUACAAAACCUGGCUCUCUUCCUCUGCAAUUUCUUCGGAAUGCACUUGAAUCUUAUCGAGAAACUUCCCAACCGCGAUUUCCUCAUCCACGGUCACUACUAUCUUAUUAGGAUAUCGCAGAUCGAUGAUCGAGAAAUUUUCAAGAUUACCCUCGACUAUUGGCUCAAGCUUGUCCAGGAGCUUUACGAGGAGAUGCAACAGCUCCCCAUGACCGACCUAAACCCUCUCAUGGCAGUUGGCGCAGGAAUCUCUGGAAGCGGCGCCCCGAACCCUACGAUGCUCAACAACUAUCCUCUUCGAAAGCACAAAUACAACGAGGUCCUCUCGAACCUUCGAGUCGUUAUGAUUGAGAAGAUGGUCCGUCCCGAGGAAGUCUUGAUUGUUGAGAACGACGAGGGCGAAAUUGUCCGAGAAUUCGUCAAGGAGAGUGACACAGUACAACUUUACAAGACGAUUCGAGAGUGCCUGGUAUACCUGACACAUUUGGACGUGGUCGACACAGAAAACAUCAUGACCGAGAAGCUCGCUCGGCAAGUCGACGGAAGCGAGUGGUCCUGGCAUAACUGCAACGUUCUUUGCUGGGCCAUCGGCUCGAUCUCUUUGGCGAUGAACGAGGAGACAGAGAAGAGGUUCCUUGUUACUGUCAUUAAGGACCUUCUCGGUCUCACUGAGAUGAAGCGUGGCAAGGACAACAAGGCCGUUGUCGCCAGUAACAUUAUGUACAUUGUUGGACAGUACCCUCGCUUCCUCAAGGCUCAUUGGAAGUUCCUGAAGACAGUCGUUAAUAAGCUGUUCGAGUUCAUGCACGAGUCACAUGAGGGUGUCCAGGACAUGGCUUGCGAUACGUUCAUUAAGAUCGCCCGUCAGUGUCGACGUCACUUUGUAGCUCUGCAACCUAGCGAGCAGGAGCCUUUCAUCGAGGAGAUUGUUCGAAACAUGGGUAAGAUCACAUGCGACUUGACGCCUCAACAAGUGCACACCUUCUACGAAGCCUGUGGCUACAUGGUCGCCGCUCAGGGCAACAAGCAUCAGCAGGAGAGACUCCUUGCCGACCUGAUGGCUAUCCCCAACGCAGCCUGGGACGAGAUCAUCAAGCAGGCAACAGUCAACCCAACUAUCCUCCAGGAUGCCGAGACUAUCAAGGUUAUUGGAAACAUCAUGAAGACGAAUGUGUCUGCUUGCUCAUCUGUGGGGUCCUAUUUCUAUCCCCAGAUCGGCCGCAUCUACCAUGACAUGCUUCAGAUGUACAACGCCACAAGUACACUGAUCUCUGAGGCUGUGGCUCGCGAUGGUGAACUCGCUACCAAGAUGCCCAAGGUCCGAGGUCUCCGAACCAUUAAGAAGGAGAUCCUUAAGCUUAUUGAGGUUUACGUCGAUAAAGCAGAGGAUCUUCAGGCUGUCCGUGCCCAGAUGGUUCCUCCUCUGCUGGAAUCUGUUCUUGUCGAUUACAACCGCAACGUCCCUGGCGCUCGAGAUGCCGAGGUGCUCAAGGCUUGCUCUACUAUUAUCACCAAGCUUUCUGCUUUGAUGGAGGACCAGGUUCCUACUAUCAUGCAGAACGUUUUCGAGUGCACUCUGGAGAUGAUCAACAAGGACUUCUCCGAGUUCCCCGAGCACCGAGUCGAGUUCUUCAACCUCCUCCGAGCCAUCAACUUGCACUGCUUCCCUGCCCUGCUCAAGCUCGACAACAACCAAUUCAAGUUUGUUAUCGACUCAUGCUCAUGGGCUUUCAAGCACGACAACCGAGAUGUCGAGGCAGCUGGUCUUAACAUGGCUCUGGAGCUGAUUAACAACAUUGCCGAGAAGACUGAUGUGCAGACCGCCAACGCUUUCUUCCAGCGAUUCUUCAUCACCAUCCUCCAGGACGUGUUCUUUGUUGUGACGGAUAACGACCACAAGGCCGGUUUCAAGACACAAUCCAUGUUGUUGAUGAAGCUCUUUUACUAUAUCAACCCAGCCGAUGGAUCUCAGCCCAAGAUCCAGGGUCCUAUCUACAGCCCCGAUCAGGCUGCAGCUGGAACUGACAACCGAGAGUUUGUCGCCAACUUCGUAGCUAACCUCCUACAAAACGCCUUCCGCAACCUGCAAGCGAACCAAAUCACAAGCUUCGUCGAAGGCCUGUUCACGCUUAACACGCAGUACGACAAGUUCCGACUCAACCUCCGUGAUUUCCUUGUCUCCCUCAAGGAGUUUGCUGGCGACAACGCUGAGCUCUUCAUUGUCGAAAAGGAACAACAGGAGCAGGACGCCAAGACUGCUGAUAUGGAACGACGACAGAAGGUUGGCGGUCUUCUCAAGCCCUCUGAGCUGGAAGAUGAGGAGCUAUGA